Cordyceps militaris CM01 is the source of this 1572-nucleotide messenger RNA. RefSeq names its product cytochrome P450 monooxygenase. Lineage: Eukaryota; Fungi; Ascomycota; Sordariomycetes; Hypocreales; Cordycipitaceae. The record is from RefSeq and is a predicted model, not a curated record. Bases 1 to 1572 code for a protein of 523 amino acids. Gene Ontology annotation, molecular function: heme binding; iron ion binding; monooxygenase activity. The transcript has 3 exons.
AUGCCUCUGCCGCUCUCCGUGCUUGUCCUGCUGCUCCUCCUCGUCGGCUUCUUCGCCUAUUCCUUCAUCGUCCAUCCGUGGCGCGUCUCGCCGCUGGCACGGCUGCCAGUGCCGCACUGGUCCUGCCGGCUCUCGAGCGUGUGGAUUCUGCGCGCGCGCAAGAACGGCGCCGAGAAUGCGGCGCUGCGCGCCGCGCACCGGCGCCUCGGCAACAUCGUGCGCGUCGGCCCCGACACCGUCAGCGUCGACGGCGUCGAUGCCAUGCGCGCCAUCUACCAGGGCGGCUUUCCCAAGGCGCCGUGGUACCGCGUCUUUGACAACUACGGCGUGCCGUGCAUGUUCUCGACGAUUGGGUCGAGGGAGCACUCGAAGAGAAAGAGAAUGAUCUCCAAUGUAUACUCGAAAUCGUACAUUAUGAAUUCUGAGGCGGCCAAGGCUCAGAGCCGUGUCAUCUUGUUGGACCGGUUGCUGCCGCUCUUGAAUAGCGAAGCGGCUAGGAACCACCCGGAGGGCACCGAGGUACAGUCGCUCUUCAUGGCUACGACGAUGGAUCUGAUCUCGGCGUAUAUAUUCGGCCUGCGGCACAGCACCAACUUUCUACAAGACAAGGCGUACCGGGACCACUGGCUGAGUCUCUAUCUGUCCCGUCACCACCACCAUUUCUGGCCGCAGGAGCUGCCCUCCAUCACCGCGUUUCUCCAGCGCCUCGGCAUCCGGCUGUAUCCCUCCUUUGUCGACCGCGCCAACGACGAGCUGCGGGCGUGGAACCAGUCGAUGUGCGAAAAGGCCGGGCACAGCUACUCGAACGCGGCCGAGGACGCCGAUCCCGCCAAUACCCCGGUCGUCUUUGCCGCGAUGCAGCAGGGCAUCCGCAAAGAGGAGAAGAGCGCGGGCGCCGCCUCCAUCCUGUACAGCACUGCGAUUCAGCAGCGCGACGCGUCCGUGGCGAGCGAGAUCCUGGACCAGGUCCUCGCCGGCCACGAAACGGCCGGCAUUGUGCUGACGUACGCGGCGUGGCAUCUGUCAAAGUCACCGGCCCUGCAAGAGCAGCUGCGACAAGAGCUGUUGCCGCUCCUCUCGCGCAACGCGGCGAAUCUACCAGAUGUAAAACAGCUAGACGACCUGCCUCUUCUGGAUUCGAUCGUAAUGGAGACGCUGCGACAGCACGCCCCGAUCCCAGGACCACAACCGCGCCACACACCGUCUUCUGGCUGCCACAUCGAGGGUUUCUUCAUUCCCGGCGGUGUCCGCAUCGCCUCUAUGGCGCAUACCCUGCACCGGAAUGAGGACGUCUUUUGCAGUCCUGAAACAUGGGACCCCAGCCGGUGGCUGCAGAGUGGCAAUCGCGAUGCGAUGAAGCGCCACUUCUGGGCCUUUGGCAGUGGUGGACGGAUGUGCAUUGGAUCCAACUUUGCGCUUCAAGAGAUGAAACUGGUGCUUGCUGUGAUAUAUGCAAACUUUACCACGACUGUUGUCGAUGAUGGCGGGAUGGAGCAGACGGACGGCUACUCUGCGCGGCCGAAAGCAGAUCAGCUAUUCCUCAGAUUCCGUACGGGCCCGGAAACAGUAUAG